AUGUUGGAUCGUAAUGUCUAUCGGCGUGAGCUGCAAUACGAACAUACUUGUUGUGCAACACCUGAACAUCUUCAAGGCACACCUGUAUACAGACUUGAUCAUGUUGCUGAUUGCACAUUUUUAUUCGGCGCUCGUUACGGUUUAUCACAAUUAUCUGAAAUUGCAAUUUUAUUUUUAUUUCUUAUCAUUUUUGCAUUAUCAGCUGCCUUGUUGAUUUUGGUUGCAUACAAUCGAUUAGAACGACGACAAAAGAAGAAAUAUGCAGACAUAACGGAAUCACAAUCAAGGAUAGCAUUGACACUUUCACAGCAUCUCAGCAAUUCACCUACAUCAUUAACUGAACCAUUAAGUCCACCGCCGGAAUCACCGAUUUCCGGGAUUUCAACGAAAAUGCCACCACCACCGCUUUCCAUUCUACCCAGUAUUUAA
Molecule: messenger RNA, 429 nt
Organism: Cercopithifilaria johnstoni
Lineage: Eukaryota; Metazoa; Nematoda; Chromadorea; Rhabditida; Onchocercidae
Source: the annotation of a GenBank genome assembly